Solea senegalensis (Senegalese sole) is the source of this 2561-nucleotide messenger RNA. It is a transcript of the gene csf2rb, whose product is annotated as colony stimulating factor 2 receptor subunit beta. The transcript has 15 exons. Gene Ontology annotation, cellular component: external side of plasma membrane. Lineage: Eukaryota; Metazoa; Chordata; Actinopteri; Pleuronectiformes; Soleidae. The coding region runs from base 83 to 2188 and encodes 701 amino acids. Gene Ontology annotation, molecular function: cytokine receptor activity; protein binding. Gene Ontology annotation, biological process: immunoglobulin mediated immune response; cytokine-mediated signaling pathway. The record is from RefSeq and is a predicted model, not a curated record.
UGAGGAGCUGUCAGAGAAGAAGGAAGCCAUGGUGGCAGACAGACGGGUGGACAAAGGACACGCAGUGUUCAGAAUUUAAGGAAUGAUGUCUCUAUUCUGGGUCGUGCUUUGGACAACACUCCCUCUUCCUGCCCUCUUCUCUGGUCCUCAGCUCUGUAGCAUCGAUGAAAGCAACACUUCACACAACACAUCUACAUUGUUGGAAUCCUUACAGUGUUAUAACAACUAUCAGUCCUAUGUCCACUGCAACUGGAGACAAGAAGGAGACGCACCACUUCAGCUCUGGUUCAAGACUGAACACAACAGGAUGCUGUGCGUGCCGUACAGUUUAGCAAGCAAAGACAGUGAGCAGGGAAUGGUGCAGUGCAGACAUAAAACACGUACAUUUUCCAUUGGCGUCAAGCACACCGUCUUCUUCCGGAAGAUCGAUAUGCUGACUGUCUGCUCAUCUGUUCCUCACAAGCCUGUGUCUCUCUCUCACCACUUGAGAGCGCACCCACCGGUGGACCUGUCCACUCAUGAUUCAGGUGAUGGAGGCCGAUGGCUCACUUGGUCCAGUCCCUAUCCCUCCUCUUCCUCCCUGAACAAAAAACUCAUCUACCAGCUCAGUUACCUACCAGAGAAACAAGACCACUGGACUACUGUGGAUGUCACACACACCAGUGUGAAACUGCAGAGACAUCUGUUGCUUCCAGGUCACACGUACGAAGCGAGGGUCAGGGCCCGGGCCAGCGUGGGCCACUGGAGCCAUUGGAGUCCUGUCGUGAGCUGGAGAUCUGAAGAAAACACUGGGCAGUUUCCCAGGUUGCACUGUGUUCUGGACAGCGAGAAGGAGGUAACAUGCAGCUGGGAGGUGAGCAGAGAGCUGGCUUCCUUCAUUACCUACCAGCUGGCCUGUCAUCACAACCAGACUGCACCAUCUGAGAGAUGCUGCGUGAGCCCAACAGUCAUAUCUCACCAUAACAGAACACUGAGGUUCAGCUGUUCACUGACUGUAGCAGAUCCUGAACACCUGCUGCUGGAGCUCCAUCCUACCCACACUGCCAAGACCUUUAAGGCCCACCAACACAUUCGUCCUGAACCACCACAGCAGGUAAAUGUGAAGAAGAAACAAAGCAGCUGGAUCGUGGAAUGGACUGAACCGAGCACAGCUACAAAAGUGAAACUCUUCUAUCAGGUCUGUUACUACAGGUCACAGGAUCAGGGAUGUUCCAUUCUGAACAUGUCAGAAGGUUCAACAUCACUGACCCUCCAGGAAGCAUCUCUGAUCCCCUCCCAGCACUAUAAAGUCAAGGUCAGGUCACUGGUUGUGCCUGGACAUGGCUCCAAGUAUGAGGGACUCCCAUCUGAAUGGACUCAUCCUAGGGACUGGGUGUCAAAUGCAGCCACAUGGUCCUUCACCACAAUCAUAUAUGUUCUCAUCAGUGUGGUUGUGACCGCAGUCUUCUUCUCACUCUACUUCACCAUUCCAGCAUGUCGAAGGAGGAUAAUCGUGUGGGUAGAGUCAGUACCUUCUCCGGGUAAAAGCAAAAUCCUGUCUGAAAUCCAGGCCACCACCAUCCGAACGCUGCAGAGUGAGGUCACGUCCAUCUGUAAAGUGCUUCACUUUGACACUGUAUUUACAUGCUCCUCGGAUGCUUCGCUGCUGCCAAACACAAACAACAACAAAAAGUGCAUGGAGCCAGACGAGGGCUUCUGGAAUGAUGAUAACUCACCCGCCCCUGCUGAGGAGGUUAACACCUCUGGCACGUCCUCCGUGAGUUUCAGUGGACCAUACAUCUUCUGUCAGGGAUCGUCAGAGUCAAACCAUAAGCCAGUGGACGUGGAGUAUAAAGAGGAAGAAGAAGACAGAACCCGAUCAAAUCCGUUCAUGUCUCCUGUGAAUUUCUCCUCUAACAGAGGAGCUUAUGUGUGUCUACCAAACCACUCCAUCUCCAGAUCCACACAGGACCUCGUAAUGAGCAGUGUUGCCAACACAAACGCCGACAGGUCCAACAGCGCAGAGCAGGACCAACAACAGUGUCCAGACACCACGACGGAGGCAAAUACCAGAGACAUCCAGCCGGGCCUCAGCGAGGUCACAGGCAGGGACCAACCUCUGGCCUACACCUCUGGACCUUUCACCUCCUGGCCUCAUGGUGGCACCGUACAGGCCUCGGGGUACUGCCACCUCCCACAGCACCAAUGAGAGCAGCACAGUGCAAUAUGUGAGGGAAGAGCAUUUCAAGCAGGACUACUCUAGUAGUUUUUCAGCCAACAGAAAAAGAUGUUCAAACUGCUAGAACUAUUUCUAUUUUAAAGAAGAAGAGGAGGAUUAAGCUUGCUUGUUUUAAUCUGAUCUGAGAUCAAGGUGUUGAUCAGACCAAAGGAGGGCAGUAGUGGGUUGAGUCUGUGGUUGCAGAGAACAAAACAACUAUUUCUCAAAGAAUGUGAUCACAUCCUCACACAUACAAAACAGAAAAUCCACAGCCUCUUUCACUGUCGUUGAGACUGACUUUGACAUUGUCUGAUCCAUGUGAUCCAAGUGGCAAUAAAGACCUGAGGUCUGCAGAGACAUUUGA